AUGUUCUAAAAUACAAAACAUUUAAGAAAAGUAUUAUUUUCAUCAGCUAUUCAAAAUGGCUCACAAAUCUAGGAUUUUGCAAGUAUUGAUCCAGCAACAUUGAUUAAAAUGGGACUAAGAUAAAAUUCACUUGAAAUAUUUAAUAGUCUUAGAGAUCGAUUAAAUUUUUGUAAAUAUGAAAUGAUUACUGAUUACAGAAAUCUAAUGAUUUAUGUUUAGAGAUCUCAUAUUAAUCAAUUUAUAGAUAGAUAAUCAUAUGAUCGUGUUAUAGCUAAUCAAUUUAGUGAGAAUUUAAUAAAUAGUCACAUGAUUUGGUUAUCAUAUAUAAUAAUGGAAGAAAAGGAUUAUAUGUAACCUUUAAGAAACUUAGAAUCAGUUUGGUAUAAAAAUGUUUUAUAUUUAAACAUCAAAUAAAUAUAUGCUGUACUUACAUUUUAUCAAAAAUUCAAUUUAUACAUUUCUGAAAGAACUCUAUAUUAAAUGCUCAAAAUAAUCCAUAAACAUUAAUAAAAUUAUCUUAAAGAAAUCCAUAUACUUUAUCAUUGUUUAUAAAUAAUUGAAAAUUAAUCAACUAUGUUAAAAAAUGAUCCAUUAUUUUUAGAUAUUUAAAAUAACAUUUCUUCAAAAAUUAAAGAAACCUAUUCUCAAGGAAAAAUAAUGGAAAAUAUUAAUUUCUUUCUUAUUCAUCCCUUAGAGGAUUUAUCAAUAAUUAAAGAAAGUUUAAAAACAUAAACUUAUUAAUUGACAUCAUAAUAAAUGAAAUAUAUCUUAACUAUCAUUCAAAAUACUUUGUAUAAUAAUCCAUCUUAUAGCUAAACUGAAUUAAAAGACAUCAUUACUAAAUUAUAAUAAUUAUUCUCUUAAAAUAAUACAUUGUCAAAUAGAUUUUAAUUCUCUUUGCUAUAAAAAUUGCUUGAUUUAGAAACAGAUCUAUCAAAAUUUGAUCCAUAAGUGGAUUAUUUAAAAAUCAAUGACUUAUAUUAUUUAUUUAAGACUAGAUUGUUCAUAAAAAAUGAUGAAAAAUUAUCAGAAGAAUUAAAACAUUACAUUUUUAAGUUUCUUUUAAAAACAAUGUAAAAUAGGAAGAUAUAUUGUGUAGAUUUUGAUCAUUUCUAUUCUAUCACUAAAAUGAUAGAAUAAAAUUAAGAGUAUAGCAUGUUGCUUAAGCCUUAUAGAGAAUAUUUGGGAGUCUAUAGUUUUUUAUAUUGA
Paramecium pentaurelia is the source of this 1209-nucleotide messenger RNA. The record is from the annotation of a GenBank genome assembly. NCBI's taxonomy places the organism in Eukaryota, Ciliophora, Oligohymenophorea, Peniculida, Parameciidae.